CCAGAUUCACACUCUUGGUGGCUGUGUGUGGCGGGGCGAGGAAGGAAGAGGCGGUGGGGGAAAAUUUAGUGUUGGAAGAUCGAGUGGAAAUACAAACAACAACAACAACAACAACAACCACGUGCAGCAAAAGUGAAGCAUGAGAGGAAACAAAUCAGGACUUUUGACGGUGACGGCGGCUGAGGAGGAAGAGGAGGAGGAAGAGGGAAGAAGAGGAGGAAGAGGAGGAAGAGGGUGCGGGAGGAGUGAAACAAAGAGGAUGAAAAAGAGAAGAGGAAACAGAGGACUUGGAGGAUGGAGGCAAAGAGGAAUGAGAUGCCCCGACACCCUAACACUCGCUGCACUGCUUAUUCUAAUGCCGCUGGGGGUGAACGGAGCCUCGGUAACCACGGUCGCCACUUCCACGGAGCUGCCCGAACAAAGCCCCUGCCAAGUUCUGCAAGAGGCGGCCUGCAGCGGUGUGGGUUACGAGGAUCUUAUGUUGCCUGACGCCUUAGUGCACAAGCUGCCUAACCUGGCCUCCGAUGAACUGCUCUCCUUCCUGCCGCUGCUAGAGGUCGGGUGUUCUGAGGGCCUGCGGGAGUUUCUCUGCGCUCUGUACAUGCCCGUGUGUACCAACUACGGCUUCCACCUCCCCCCCUGCCGCUCCCUGUGCAAGAAGGCGCGUGAGGGCUGCGAGGGCGCCAUGGCAGAGCUCAGUGUCCCGUGGCCCUCCAAGUUUGACUGUACGAGGUUUCCGGAGCACCACGAACUGAUGUGUGUCGUGACGCUGAACCAGAGUAGUUUCGACAUAACCUCCACCACCUUCACCACCACCACCGCCGCCGCCAACACCAUCUUCUCACCAUCACCACCACCACCACAGGAGCAUCACCACCACCCCACGCUGACUCAAUGCACCUCCAACGCCGACUGUGUGUUUGAGCGUGCUGUUUGCCGCGGGGGAGGGUGCGUGUGUGAAUACCCACGCACCUGGGGCCCCACCGGGUGUGAAUAUACUCAGAUCCUGGGCGGGCAGUGCAGCUCAGACAGCCAGUGUUCCGUCGUCACCCCCAACGCCGUCUGUACCAACUCUGUGUGUACCUGUGUACCUCCACUAACUAACUACCGGAACCUGGCCUGCAUACACGCUAGCGGGAUCGGGGACAUGUGUUACAACGACGCCCAGUGCCGCGCUGUUAACAAAUUCAGCUUCUGUCGCCUGUCUGUGCCUGAGGUGGUGGGAGUGUGCGCCUGCGACCGAGACCAGUUCAUAGACAUUCGAGGGAAAUGUGUGCCACGCCUGGGUGGCCGGUGCCUCAAGGGGGACUGUCCUAGGCAGCUCGGGGCCGCCCUGUGCCAGCGGGGACGCGACACGGUGCUCAAGUGUUUCUGCCGUAAGAAGGCCGUGCAGAGGAGAGGAAUCUGCCUUCCCCCUUCCUAGCCUGUCUGCCCCAAGGUUUCCCGGCUCGUCCCCAGCUUGACCCACGGAGCUACAACUCACAAUUCACAUUCCCUUGAGGUGGAAGUCAAAACGGAAUAAGAGUGAGCCUUUCUGACCACAGCUGACCUCACCUGACCUCGCCUGACCUCGCUUGACCUCGCAUUAAUUACCACGGUCUCUUGUCCACCCUCCUCUCCAAUGUACAAUUAAAUAUUUGAUGUUAUACGUAAAGGCUGUGUGAGUAUAUGAUAAAAUGGCACAAAAUAGGACUGAAGCAAAGGGAAAGGAAGUUUUGAGAGGUGUGAUCUACAAUAAAUGAAUGAAUAAAUAAACGAAAUGAUUUGAGAAGAAGGAAUUAGAGACGAGAGGAAACAUAAGAAGGCGAUAAUAUGAAAACAAGUGAACAUAACCAAACAUUUAUAAACGGAGUGACAUAAGAAUAAGGGAAUAAAAACAAACGGAAAAGUUGUCGCGAUGAAAAGUUUAACAAAUGAAGAAAAAUAAAAAAAAACAAAUAGGUUAACAGACACGGGUAAGAAUAAGUGAAUAUAAACGAAAAAAGAAGGAAAUUAAAACAGCAAAAUAAAGGAAUUAAUGAAAAUAAAUAAACAGAUUAAUGGAAUUGCAGGUAAGUAAAAGAAACUGAAAGCAAAGGUAAAUUAGAGAGAGGAACCAGAUUAGCAAAAUAUAGAAAAAUCAGCAAAUAAAAAAAGGAUAAAUAGAUAGUAUAUGCAAAUGGAGUUACUGAGCAGCACACCUGAGUAAACACACCUGAGAUUUUAAAUGACUUACUCCCACGUGAAGUUAAUCUAGCUUAUGACUUGGAAAUUACGAUAACAACAACAACAACAACAAUAAUAAUAAUAAUAAUAAUAAUAAUAAUAAUAAUAAUAAUAAUAAUAAUAAUAAUAAUAAUAAUAAUAAUAAUAAUAAUAUCUACGUUUUUUGUUCAAACUUUACAAUAA
This is a messenger RNA of Eriocheir sinensis (Chinese mitten crab), 2388 nucleotides long. RefSeq lists its product as uncharacterized. Gene Ontology annotation, molecular function: Wnt-protein binding; Wnt receptor activity. Gene Ontology annotation, biological process: canonical Wnt signaling pathway; non-canonical Wnt signaling pathway. Gene Ontology annotation, cellular component: plasma membrane. The record is from RefSeq and is a predicted model, not a curated record. The transcript is spliced from 11 exons. The coding region runs from base 140 to 1423 and encodes 427 amino acids. NCBI's taxonomy places the organism in Eukaryota, Metazoa, Arthropoda, Malacostraca, Decapoda, Varunidae.